AAAGCACAAUUAAAACAUAAACCAAAAAUGGCAAGCCUAAAAUUGAAUGUAACACCUGCUGAAAUUGCAGUUUUGGAAAGAAUUGGGGAGUCCAAAAUUCAGGAGGGAAUUUUGGAAUUCGAAGACUACCAAAAUAAAUUUAAGGACAAUGUGAAGGAGAGAAUAUUGGAAAAUUUCAAUUCGCUUGGGGAGUUUUUAAACCAGGCUUUUUUUAUAAGCAUUGGUGAGCUGUUUUUGCCCCCAUUGAUUCAAAUCAAUCCUGGAAAUGGUACUGCGAAAGCAUCUAAAAAAGCAAGGACCAGGGAUACACUGCUCACUAUGAUGGCCGUGGCGCUCGAUGGCUCCAAGAGGAGCAUUAUAUACUGCAACCUCGUAUCUACGAAGGUCGAGUUUGUGGGCGCGGAAACUAUCAUAGGACUAAUAAAUAAAUUACUCAAGUUUAUUAAGGAAGCACACAUAUCCACUAAUUUGGUUUGCUUUGUUAUUGAUGGCAAUCCAAUUAAUGUAAAAGUGCGAAAACAUUUCCUAGAUAGUAAGGGAAAAGUCCCAUUUGUUUGGGAUUACAAUCAUUUCCAAGAUGUAAUGCUCAAGCAUGACGGGCACAUGGAUGACACAUUGUGUCACAUAUACUCCAGGCCGCUGGACAUCGAAAACCUCGCACUAAUAGAAGCUUGCGAUUUCGGUGUUCCAGCGGACCUAAAAGAGUUUUAUACAAAGGAGAAGGAGUCCUUAACAACUGUUGCCCAAAGGAUCCAUACUUCGAAUAAGAAGUUUGGAUCCUUGGGCAACAGUAGGAGCAUGUUGCUAUGUAAUAUUUCUAAUUAUAAGUUAAAAGUGUUUGGGAAAUUAGUUUUAAUUGCUGUUAGGGAAUACUUUACUUUAGAAAAAAUUAGAAAUGUAAGCGAUUUUAAUUUAAUAUUAGAUGGGGUGUUAGAAUUAGUAUUUCUGUUAGCAUUUAAGAGUAAUUGUUUUUGUGCAAAAAAAUAAA
Messenger RNA from Drosophila willistoni, 988 nucleotides. RefSeq lists its product as uncharacterized. Bases 28 to 987 code for a protein of 319 amino acids. The transcript has 2 exons. The record is from RefSeq and is a predicted model, not a curated record. Lineage: Eukaryota; Metazoa; Arthropoda; Insecta; Diptera; Drosophilidae.